UUUCAAGGCCCACAUCAGGGAUGUCUAUUCCACUCUGACUAGUGAAGAUGGUAAAGAUGUUAAAUGGGAUCUAUCCAAAAGCUGCCAUGAGGGUGCAUUUCAAGACCAAAAAAAGGCAUAAAAAAAACAAAGACACCAACAGAAAAGUAGAAGUGCUCCAAGACCAGCGCAUUAGGAGUAGGAAGAAUACAAAACGUUUGAAACGCUGCAAAGCUCUAUUCCAAUCUACAUCUAUUGGGGAAGAGGAAAAAGAGAAAUACCGCUUGUGCCUCUCAUCUGCAGAUUACAUGUCCUCAGAACAUUCAAUGUCUGAGGACAACAGUGCUGGGAACAGCAGUUCUGAGGACGAAGCCCCCUCAAAACAAAAGGUGCUAUGUAGGAGGCCUCUUAUGUGGAGGAGCAGUGAGCUAAACUCUCUGUUUAGCCGAUUAGAUAGAAAGAGUGCGAGAAGUGGUCACAGAGGAGUGCCUCUAUGA
Molecule: messenger RNA, 476 nt
Organism: Pocillopora verrucosa
Lineage: Eukaryota; Metazoa; Cnidaria; Anthozoa; Scleractinia; Pocilloporidae
Source: RefSeq, a predicted model, not a curated record